AUGGCGAAUUUUCUGAUGAUGAAGAUAAAGUUAUAUGUGUCCUCUUUGCUAGCAUUGGUAGCAGUUCUCCAAUCACAAGAUCAUGGAUUUCUUGGUUUGGUUUCCACGGAGACUUACCAGCAGGAGGUAAAAGACAGUUCUACCUUUGUCUUCUUUGGAGGUGAUCAAGCUAGUUGUAGUUCUAAUUCUGAUAGGAGUUGCCAUUAUGAGUAUCGUAGUACUGUUGGUGUAUAUGACCAGAAUCGUAACAACUUGAGUGAUUCUUACAAGGAAUUUGGUGGGUAUUAUGAUAAGGAAAAAGGGCUACAAGGAUUAGAUGGAAAACAACUUGGCAUCUUCUCCGUGGAGCUCGACAUGGUGAUAGCACGCCACCCCUUAAGACCGGCAAGUGAAGAAAAUAUGACUUCCUCGAUAGUAGGCUAUAUCGAGUCUCUCUCAUUUGUAAGGGUUGUACGUUGA
Lactuca saligna is the source of this 459-nucleotide messenger RNA. The record is from the annotation of a GenBank genome assembly. Lineage: Eukaryota; Viridiplantae; Streptophyta; Magnoliopsida; Asterales; Asteraceae.